This is a messenger RNA of Prosopis cineraria, 1959 nucleotides long. RefSeq names its product serine carboxypeptidase II-2. Gene Ontology annotation, biological process: proteolysis. Gene Ontology annotation, molecular function: serine-type carboxypeptidase activity. The transcript has 10 exons. Gene Ontology annotation, cellular component: vacuole. The coding region runs from base 232 to 1677 and encodes 481 amino acids. NCBI's taxonomy places the organism in Eukaryota, Viridiplantae, Streptophyta, Magnoliopsida, Fabales, Fabaceae. The record is from RefSeq and is a predicted model, not a curated record.
UCAAUCCCGAAGGGGGGGGGGGGGAGCCUAUGCGUUUCUCCGAAUAAUUUGACAUCCUGUCAAGGUGUUGUUACUUAUUCUAUCUGCAAAAAAACAGCGAGGCAAGCAUGAUGAUCACACAUUGUCAUCUCAACACCACCAGAUCCUGCUCCAUUUAAAACGGGGGAUUACGCACCAGAAAAGAAUCAUCCUUUUGUCCUGGAUUCAAGGAAUUGAUCCUCUUCGAUAUACAUGGCAAAACCCAAGUUAUUUGCUUUUUGGGCUCAGAUUUUUCCGAUAAUAGUCACCAUUCUUUGCCUCCAGGGGAAUACUGGGUUCGCUUUGGGGACGUCGUCAUCAGACCCGUUUGUCCAGCAACAACGAGACAAGGUUGAUAGGCUUCCGGGUCAAACGUUUAAUGUCGACUUCGCACAUUACGCUGGGUAUGUCACAGUCAACCAGGAAGCUGGGAGGGCUUUGUUUUACUGGUUCUUUGAAGCUGCCUCGGACCCUGAAACGAAGCCUCUUGUUCUGUGGCUCAACGGAGGACCUGGAUGUUCAUCCAUUGCUUACGGCGAGGCAGAGGAAAUUGGUCCCUUUCACAUUCAGCCAGAUGGCAAGACCCUCUAUCUCAAUCCUUACUCUUGGAAUCAAGUUGCCAACAUUCUUUUUGUUGAUUCUCCUGUUGGAGUUGGAUUUUCGUAUUCAAACACUUCAUCUGACAUACUUAAUAAUGGCGAUAGGAGGACUGCCGAGGACUCUUUGGAAUUCCUAUUGAAUUGGUUCGACCGUUUUCCUCAGUACAAAGGAAGAGAUUUCUUUGUGUCUGGUGAGAGUUAUGCAGGGCAUUAUGUUCCUCAACUUAGCCAAGUUAUUGUGAAGUACAACAAGAAUGCCAAGGAAAAAGCUAUCAAACUGAAAGGCUACAUGGUAGGAAACGCUCUAACUGAUGAUUACAACGAUCACAAGGGAAUUGCCCAGUUUUUGUGGUCGUCUGGUUUGAUUUCUGAUCAAACAUAUCAGCAAAUGAAUCUUCAAUGUGAUCUUGAGUCUUUCCUAAAUCCUUCAGAUUCAUGUGUAAAAAUUUUAGAGAAUGCUGACAAAGAAGUUGGUAACGUUGAUCAGUAUAGUAUCUUCACUCCUACAUGCCCUGCUAAUGUUAGCCAGACAAACCAGCUGGUGAAAAGAAAGCAUAAAGUUGGCAGGCUCAGAGCGGUAUACGAUCCUUGCACUGAGAAGCACUCCACUAUAUACUUCAAUCUACCUGAGGUCCAGAAAGCUCUUCAUGUUGAUCCAGCUUACAAGCCUGCUAAAUGGGAGACCUGCAGUGACGAUGUAAAUAUGAACUGGAAGGAUUCUCCAUUGACAGUGCUUGAUGUCUACCGUGAACUUAUUCAGACAGGACUGAGGAUAUGGAUGUUCAGUGGUGAUACAGAUGCUGUGAUCCCAGUGACAUCCACUCGCUACAGCAUUGAUGCUCUGAAGCUUAAAACUGUGAGUCCUUGGCGUCCUUGGUACGACGAUGGUCAGGUGGGAGGAUGGACACAGGAAUAUGAAGGUCUGACUUUUGUAGCAGUAAGAGGAGCAGGGCAUGAGGUUCCUCUGCACAGACCAAAAUAUGCUCUUGCUCUCAUCAAAGCCUUCCUUGCUGGAACUUCCAUGCCUUCCCUUGACCUUCACCUUCUCAGUGCCUCUUGAAAAUGCACGUUUUCAUUUUUGUUUCACUUCAGACUCUUCAAUAAAUUCUUUGUUUUUUUUUUUUUUUACUGAACCGGUCUUGCUUCUAAUUUCAUUGUUCAUUCAUCGUGUGUCCACUCUUUGCUGUAUGAGAACUAGCACAACUUACACAAGAUCACUGUUUUUGUACGGGCUACUUCCAUUGCUUGUCACUUACUUUAGGGAUAAUUUAGUCAUAACAAUAAUUUGUAAAAUGCCAAAAAUGAUUAAGGUACUUAAAUUCAAUUUCAAGAUUCUAUGGUA